AUGACUUCGGGAAACCGUCUGAAGUUUGUCCUCAUCAGCUUAACCGCCUGGACUGUUCUUUCAUCGGUGGGUGGUGAGGGGACCGGCAUCGGCGGGGAUGGAACCAGGUUCCGACGGCGUAGAGAUGACCACGGCGGUUAUCCGGACGAGAACGAGGUAACCACAUGUAAUUGCGCGUCGCAGUCAUCCAACCUUGAAUGUAAAACACCAAUUUCAGAUUGUGACGAAGACGAAGUACACCUCGAUGGCUCGUGUUACCGUUUCGAGACGGUUGAAAAAUCACGUGAUGAAUCUGUGCAGGAUUGUAUACAGCAUAACAGCCACCUUGUAUACGUAGAGACACGUGAAGAACAGAGAUUUCUGGCUACCAACCUAUCUGGAGACGAUUCGUUGAAAAAUACAGAUUAUUGGUUGGGACUGGUUUCCGUAGAUGUGACAUAUAUCUGGAUGGACGGGAAUACAUCAAUAGCUUCAGGGUUGCUUCCAAUCGAGGACGUUGGUGGCAACUGUGUUUUUCUUACUCAGUUUUGGGGAUAUGUGGAUUCUUGCUACAAGGCUUUUAAAUGGAAAACACGUGACGAAGCCUCUGCUGCGUGCAGUGCCUGGGGAGGACACCUGCUGUACAUCGAAACGGACGAGGAACUGGAGUACAUACAAAGUCAUUUUCCCAAUGGAAAAUACUGGAUAGGUCUGAAUGUUACUCGCACGUAUCAAUGGAUGGACGGAACCCCAGCCCUGUUUGACACAUUUGAGUCUUCUAACGGCAACCACGGUAACGAAUGCUUUCGGAUGACACAUGAAGGAGACUUCAAUUGGAAUGACUUUCAGUGUGAUCGACUAUUUGGUCAUAUUUGUGAACGAAGAACUCCGAGAUCAUUUGUACCAGAUGCAGGGACUGAUUGGUGCCAGUCUUCAAUUCCUUAUGAUUUGAUGCGUCUUACUGAGCAUGGUGCCCUGUAUUUUAAUGCCGGCGACGGUAGCUCAACUCCUGUGCUCCGUAUAUGUAAUACUGGAGAUAAUGUCGAGGGAUGCAGCUGCUACAAGGAAACCGAUGGAACGGUUGAAUGCAGCUGUGGCUUUUGCAAUAUCAAUAUCAAAGAUCCAGAAGUAGUGUGGCCGUCUGGUUUCAAUUGUUCAUGCUCCAGUAGCUUAUACGAGACGAAUUUCACUAUCAUAAAACCAGGAGAAGACGCUGGAUUCCAAUGUCCAUCGGAUGGAACGUCUGCAACACCAAUUUCAACAGGUUCACAGAUGACAACCAGCAUGUCACCGGUUCCGACUACUACUGAUGAUAGCACUCUACCGCCCUCUACCACUGCUGGUGUGAAGACUAGUCCAGGCGAAAAUGCGGCUAGCAACGGCGGUGCAAUUGCUGCUGGUGUCAUUCCAGCCAUAGUAUUUGUUGUGCUGCUGCUCGUUGUGGCGUGCUUUGUUUGGAGGAGAAAGGGAAGAAAACUAUCAGAGGAAAGGUCGGAGAGAUCUGGCAAUUUACGAGCAGCAAAGAACCCCGGGGCUUCAGGACAAACUGAAACUGACAACCCUACAUACGGCUUUGAUGAAAUCGAGCUCUCAAAGCAAAACGAUCUGAUCUUGAAACCAGUUCAAGGCGUUUGUGUCCAUGGCGCCCGCAACCCAACGUAUGCCAUCGGAGACGAACGAGAAAACUCAGUAGAUUAUACUUACAUAAAGGCGCCUGAUGUUAAGAGCGAGUCUCGGACAAAUACCUACACAGACAUCCAACCAAGGGGUUAUGAAGCGUAUCGCCCCAAUCCUCAACCAGAUCCUUACACGAGCUUAAAGGGCGCCAUCAAGGAUCACAACGAAAUUGACGACCCAGCGAUUUACACGCCGAACCCAGAUAACACUGGAGAGAGUUACGCCACUAUCGCCUCCAGCGGCUACACUGCGUAUAACCCCACCACCAAGCGAGACGAUGACGUGUACACCGAUCCUAAGAGUACCAGGGACACUAAUGACGACGACCCGCUGGUGUACACGCCAAUACCAAACAACGACCGAGGUAAACCAACGAAGAAAGUCACUGAUGAUGACGAUGAUAGGUAUGUUGGUCUGGAGGAUGUUGUCCCGCAACGUCCUGUCGCGGCUACUUCGACAACAACCCCAUCGGCUCCAAGAGGCAGUGACGACGAUUACGUAGAUUUCGAUGCCGAACCCCGUGUGCUGAAGCCAAUCGUAUCACCGAAAAAGAAGAGUGGUGAUAAUGGGAACUACGUCGGCAUGGAUGUUCCCACCUCAGAGGGGAACGAGGGCGAUGACAGCUCGACCCCGGAUGACGACUACUACUUCAAGCUUAAGAACUCCAAUGCUCCUCAUGAUGUAGAUACUGAGGCCGUCAAAACCACACAAGAGGAUCAUACAUACAAGUCAUUGGAUAUCAAUGCAAGAAAGAUAGCCCCUCGCCAUAACAACGCAGUCGUCCCUGACAACAACACAUACAACACAGUCGACCGCACCCCUAUGAGACACGAUGUACCCAAGGGCACUGGUCAGUCUCCCGCACAUGGCAAUAUUCACGGCAAGGGUAACGCCAAGGAUACCAACGCGUACGACGUCAUCAACCGUACCGGCCGUGGCGUGAAACACCCCGUAAUAGCGGCUGACGAUGGAGACUACAGUCUCACGGUUCCAGUACCCAGAGACGACACCUACAACUCCUUCGAUCGUUCCCACCACAACAGAAAUAACAAGUCGAGACCGAAAAAUCAGGCUUCUGAGAACGAGUACGGCUCGCUCGAGAACACCGACGAUGGCGAAUACUCUACGCUCAACUAGAUCUGUAGAAGUAUGGUGGCUUGAAAAGACACCUGCAGAUAAUGUCAUAAAUGCAAGAUAGUUGGGUGGGGGAAUCUGCGAUAUUGCAAAUACUGCAGACGGAAAUACUAGCGACCAUGGUGUGCCUUAG
This is a messenger RNA of Asterias rubens (European starfish), 2923 nucleotides long. RefSeq lists its product as uncharacterized. Gene Ontology annotation, biological process: biological process involved in interspecies interaction between organisms. The transcript has 10 exons. Bases 1 to 2793 code for a protein of 930 amino acids. Gene Ontology annotation, molecular function: carbohydrate binding. Lineage: Eukaryota; Metazoa; Echinodermata; Asteroidea; Forcipulatida; Asteriidae. Gene Ontology annotation, cellular component: external side of plasma membrane. The record is from RefSeq and is a predicted model, not a curated record.